Messenger RNA from Cinclus cinclus, 3036 nucleotides. It is a transcript of the gene ZNF143, whose product is annotated as zinc finger protein 143. The record is from RefSeq and is a predicted model, not a curated record. The transcript is spliced from 17 exons. Gene Ontology annotation, molecular function: RNA polymerase II cis-regulatory region sequence-specific DNA binding; DNA-binding transcription factor activity, RNA polymerase II-specific. Gene Ontology annotation, biological process: regulation of transcription by RNA polymerase II; central nervous system development. Lineage: Eukaryota; Metazoa; Chordata; Aves; Passeriformes; Cinclidae. The coding region runs from base 380 to 2305 and encodes 641 amino acids. Gene Ontology annotation, cellular component: nucleus.
ACGGCCGUUUCCUGUCCUGGUGCAUGGUGGUCGGACGGAGGAAUUGUUGGAAAAUUUCUCGGCGAGGAAUGCAAGAUACGUUACUGUCCUUGUGAAAGUCUACCCAAAUCUCAUCAUUGAUGUGCCUUUGAAAAUUGACAGUUGCAACUUGCGUAUGAUGUGUGAAGAUUUGCAAGAGUUCACAAAGUCAAGUCUCAAGUUUUCACUUCAGUGAGUGCUUCGUGACUGAGCCUGUACUUGUCUUUGCUGUAAAACAGCUCAUGAGAAGAAUCAGAAUCCACGUGUGUCAAUUUUGCUGCUAUGCAGCCCCACCCCAGGGUUCCUGGCUUUUCCUAAAAAUGGAUUUUUAAGUAAUGAGCUGCAAUAUUUGAAGUAGACAAUGUUAUUAGCUCAGAUAAAUCGAGACUCUCAGGGAAUGACAGAAUUUUCUGGAGGAGGAAUGGAGGCCCAGCACGUGACUCUGUGUCUAACAGAAGCUGUAGCUGUGCAAGGUGAACCUUCAGAUGGUGACAACUUGGAAAACAUGGAAGGUGUAAGUUUGCAAGCAGUUACCCUGGCUGAUGGUUCCACUGCUUACAUACAGCACAACUCUAAAGAUGGUAAAUUAAUGGAUGGCCAAGUGAUUCAAUUAGAAGAUGGUUCUGCUGCUUAUGUUCAACAUGUACCUAUGCCUAAAAGCAGGGAGAGCCUGCGUCUGGAAGAUGGACAAGCAGUUCAGCUGGAAGAUGGAACUACAGCAUUUAUCCAUCACACCUCAAAAGACAGUUACGACCAGAGUGCACUGCAGGCUGUGCAGCUGGAGGAUGGAACCACUGCCUACAUCCACCACACAGUGCAGAUGCCACAGUCAGACACCAUUUUAGCUAUCCAGGCUGAUGGCACGGUGGCAGGACUGCACACAGGAGAUGCUGCCAUCGACCCAGACACCAUCAGUGCUUUGGAGCAGUAUGCAGCCAAGGUGUCUAUUGAUGGAAAUGACAGUGUUAGUAGCACAGGAAUUAUAGGUGAAAAUGAACAAGAUAAAAAAAUGCAGAUUGUCUUGCAAGGACAUGGAACAAGAGUGACUGCAAAAUCUCAACAGACUGGAGAGAAAGCCUUUCGCUGUGAUUAUGAUGGCUGUGGAAAACUGUACACAACAGCUCACCAUCUUAAGGUGCAUGAAAGGUCUCACACAGGAGACAGACCAUACCAGUGUGAACAUCCUGGAUGUGGCAAAGCCUUUGCAACAGGGUAUGGGUUAAAGAGUCACGUGCGAACACACACUGGGGAAAAGCCUUACCGGUGCACAGAGGAGAACUGCACCAAAUCCUUCAAGACUUCUGGAGACCUGCAGAAGCACAUCCGGACCCACACAGGUGAAAGGCCUUUUAAGUGUCCCUUUGAAGGAUGUGGCAGGUCAUUCACAACAUCUAAUAUUAGAAAGGUUCACAUCAGGACACAUACAGGAGAAAGGCCUUAUUACUGUACAGAGCCAGGAUGUGGGAGAGCUUUUGCCAGUGCAACUAAUUAUAAGAAUCAUGUGAGAAUACACACAGGGGAGAAGCCCUAUGUCUGUACAGUUCCUGGCUGUGAUAAACGUUUCACAGAGUAUUCCAGUUUAUACAAACAUCAUGUUGUACAUACUCAUUCCAAACCAUACAACUGCAAUCACUGCGGGAAGACCUACAAGCAGAUCUCUACCCUUGCUAUGCACAAACGGACAGCACACAAUGACACAGAGCCCAUUGAGGAAGAACAAGAGGCUUUCUUUGAGCCACCUCCAGGUCAGGGUGAAGAUGUGCUCAAAGGCUCCCAGAUCACCUACGUGACAGGUGUGGAGGGGGAAGAUGUCAUUUCUGCACAGGUUGCUACAGUUACUCAGUCAGGAUUAGGCCAACAAGUAGCACUAAUAUCCCAGGAUGGAACCCAACAUGUGAACAUUUCCCAGGCAGACAUGCAGGCCAUCGGCAAUACCAUCACCAUGGUGACACAAGAUGGCACCACCAUCACGGUCCCUGCCCACGACGCCGUCAUCUCCUCUGCGGGAACGCACUCCGUGGCCAUGGUCACUGCAGAGGGCACCGAGGGCCAGCAGGUUGCAAUUGUGGCCCAAGACUUAGCAGCGUUUCACAGUGCCUCCUCAGAAAUGGGACACCAGCAGCACGGACACCAUCUAGUGACUACAGAAACUAGACCUGUUACAUUGUUGGCUACAUCCAAUGGGACACAAAUUGCAGUACAGCUUGGAGAACAACAGUCUCUGGAAGAAGCCAUUAGAAUAGCCUCCAGAAUACAGCAGGGAGAAACACCAGGGAUUGAUGAUUAACUUCCAGAACUGCUACCAGAACAAUAGAGUGAAAGGUAUUUUAUUUUCAACCAACAAAGGUCCAUGCCAGCAACAGCCCAUAAAAACUUUGAAGUCCCCCACUCACUGAUACUGUGUACACACUUUAUGCAAGAGUGAAGAACAUUUUCUAAGUUUUGUGUACAUAACCCUUGGAAUGGACUGACAUCAUCUACUUCCAACCGUUGCGUUCAGGAAUAUGGAAUUAGGAUUAUAUAGUAAACUUCCUUGUUAUCCUUUCUUCAGAUUUCAGACUGGUCUACAAGCAAGUAAAAAACAGAAGUAUUGGAAUUAAUUUUUAAUGUCAUGUACAAAUAAUGAAGGCAUUACUGAAGAUUUCAGCUGUUUAAAUAACCAUUUCAGGAACCCUGACAAGUAAUAAAGGCAACAAAGCCUUUUUAAAUUGCAUUCCAUUAAUGGAAAAGUCUUGGAUUUUGAGCCUACUACUGUAAAUCUUCGUAUUUUGAUUUGUUUCAUACAGAUUUGAAUACUCUUUAGAUUAUCUGCCCGAUCUCAUUCAUUGUAAAUACUGACUGUUAAUGCUGGAAGUGCUAAUUAUAUUAUCUUUAAAUUGGAUUAUGUACAAAGAACUGGUUGUUCAAUAUUAAAGAAAGUAAAUCUAAUGAUUUUGUUUCUUUACAUAUUUUACUUAAGAUGUUACUCUCAAAUUAUUAUGCAAUAAAAUAUAGCAAGAUUGUAUUGUUUAGAUAGGA